AUCAUGUGCUGUAAAAAUUUGACAUUGACGUAAAUCUAACCUUAUUUUAAUUUCAAUGCAGUGUUAUUGUUUUAAAUUUUACCACAAUGAAGAAACCCAAAGGUGGACCUCGUCCUAAAAUAGUUAAUACACGUAAAGCUAUACGUAAGGAGAAAAGGCACCAGAAAAAGUUACAUAGACAAGAGCACUAUCAAAAAAAGAAACUGGUCGGAGAUGGGAAGAAAUUUGAACCGGGAAAGUUUGUUAAACUUCCAACAGGUCAACAAGAAACUUCCAAUGGAGAUAAGAAAAAGAAGAAUAAAAAGCAACCAUUAUUCUUGGACAUCCUUAAUAAGGAAAGACAAAAAGAAAUUAAUGUAGCAGAAAAACUAAAAUCAGAAAUGGAAGAACAAAGAAGACAGAUGUUACUCAAAGCUAAUGAAGAUGAAGAUAAGGUUAUUAGAAAGCUGGAGAAACAACUUGGAUUAAAUAAAUCUAAAAAUAAGAACAAUUAUUUUGCUGAUGAUGGAUUGGACUAUUUAUUAGAAAUUUGUGAUAGGACUACAUCUGAGCAGAUUGUGGCUGCGGAAAAACAUUUAGCUGAUGUUGAAGGUGAUUCAGAUUUUGAGGAAGAUUUGGCUGUGGUUACGGGAAAGAAAUUACCCGAGGAAAAGGAAAAAGGAAAGGAGAAAAAGAAGAAAGAUAAAAGUAACUUAAAAGUUAUAGAAGAUUCAGAAGAUGAUGAUUUUAGUAUGGGCGAAAGUGAUGAACAAAGUUUAUUAGAUGGUGAUAAUGAUGAAAAUGGUGAAGAUGAAGAAUUCAGUGACCUAGAAAAUGAGGAAGAAAGUAAUAAUGAAUCCGAAUUAAGUGAUGAUGACAACAGCAAAAAUAACAAAACAAAAUCAAAUAAAAAAGACAAAAUAGUAUCUGAAGAUGAUUUAAAUAAAGUGUUCAGUGAUGAUGAAGUGUCACAUUUGUCUGGUGAUGAAGAUUUAGAUGGAUCUGAUUUAGAAAGUGGUGAAGUAAAUGUGCCUGAUGAAAAUAAUAAAGAAAAGCCUGAUAUUUGGGAGGAUAUUUACGGUAGGAAGAGAGACAAGGAUGGCAAUAUUAUAAAAGAAGAGAAAGGAAUAUACAUUCCACCACAUUUAAGAAAUAAGGAUUCUGCUUCCGAAAAAGAUCUAGUGCAACUGAAUAGACAAAUUAAGAGCAUUCUGAACAAGUUAUCAGGCAGCAACUUGCACUGGGCGUGCUCCUCCAUCGAGGGUCUGUACGGCAGUCACAGCCGGCACGCGGUGAGCGGCGCGCUGUGCUCGCAGUGGGCGUGUGCGACGGUGGCGCCCUCCGCCGCGCCCGACCGCCUGCUGGGGGAGCACGCGGCGCUGCUCGCGCUGCUGCACGCCAAUGUCGCCAGUGAAGUCGGGGCCCACUUUCUGGAGGAGCUGUGUCAAAUGUUUGAUAAGAUGGUUGACAGCGAGCAGGCCGUGGAAGACAAACGGCUUGACAAUUUAACCGCAUGUCUCGCAUAUCUAUAUAGUUUUAAGAUCUUUCACAGCGCUCUUAUGUACGACAUUUUGGGUCGUCUGCUCCAAAACAUGUCAGAGAAGCAUUGCGACUGCGUGCUGCGCGCGCUGCGCUGCGCUGGCGACGUGCUGCGCAAAGACGACCCUAUGGCACUUAAAACAUUCAUACACGACACUCAAACACGAGUCGCUAAACUAAACGAGCAAGCUGCUACCGGAUCCCGCAUAAAGUUCCUACUUGAAGUGCUACUGGCGGUGAAGAACAACAAUCUGAGUAAGAUCCCCAACUACGAGCCGACCUACGUGGAGAGCUUGAAGAAGUCAUGUCGCAGCAUCGUGCGGCGCGGCAACACCCUCACCACGCUCAACCUCCGCCUCCACGACUUGCUCACAGCAAAGGAGAGAGGCAAGUGGUGGAUAGUGGGUUCGGCGUGGGCGGGAAGUCGGCCGCAAGAGGCGCCCACAGCCGCCCUCGCGCCCACAGCCGCCCUCGCGCCCACAGCCGCCCUCGCGCCCACAGCUGACCACAAGCUGCUGGAGCUGGCGAGGAAGCAGCGCAUGAACACUGACGUGCGCCGGAACAUAUUCUGUGUCAUCAUGGCCGCUCAGGACUAUAUGGAUGCAUUCGAGAAGCUGCAACAGCUGGGGCUGAGAGGUCAGCAGCAGCGCGAGGUGGUACAUGUACUGCUCGCCUGCUGUCUGCAAGAGAAACUGUACAACCCGUACUAUGCCCUGCUCGCCAACAAACUGUGUCAAUAUGACAGGAAGUACCAGUUAUCAAUCCAGUUCUCUGUAUGGGAUAAGAUUAAGGAGUUGGAGUCAGCGAGUAAGCAGGUGCUCACCAACCUGGCGCAGCUCCUCAUACACUUGGUCAUGGAGAAGACAUUGCCGCUAUCAGUACUCAAGAUAAUACAAUUCUCAGAUUUAAACAAGAAAUCGGUACGUUUCAUGCGUCAGAUCUUGCUGGCUGUGAUAAUGAACGAUGAUCUUCAAGCUUCCCUGGAGGUCUUUCACAGGAUAUCCAAGUCUCCCAAACUGCACAUGUUCCGUGAAAGUCUACGGCUAUUUAUACAGCACUUCCUUAUAAAGAACGCAGGCAAAAAGAGCACUGUAUUGAGCGAACAAGAAAUGUCAACGUUGAAAGAACGAGCCUCGGAAGUUGAUAAAAUAUUGACACUCCACGAAUCUAAGCUUAAAUUUUGA
Molecule: messenger RNA, 2702 nt
Organism: Papilio machaon (common yellow swallowtail)
Lineage: Eukaryota; Metazoa; Arthropoda; Insecta; Lepidoptera; Papilionidae
Product: nucleolar MIF4G domain-containing protein 1
Exons: 13
Coding region: 87-2702 (871 amino acids)
Biological process (GO): ribosomal small subunit biogenesis
Cellular component (GO): nucleolus
Molecular function (GO): protein binding; RNA binding
Source: RefSeq, a predicted model, not a curated record